CAAAAUCACAAUGCGCUCCCCUUCUUGCUCUUAGACCAACAAUGGCGCGUAGAACGAGCCUCAGUUCUCGUCAUGGCGCGCGGGAGCGCCUUUCAUUUUUUCUGGCCCUGGGCGAUCAUCUAUCGCCCCGACACAAAUCAUUGCACCCACUUAACUACACCCCGACUGCGUGUUAUCAGCGCAUUCACUAUCGGAGACGCACUAAAAUUAGCCGGCUCCAGUUCAAUUGGAGGACUAGACCAUCCAGAUUUCACCCUUUGACGUAUUCCUGACCCAAUCGCCGGUUCAACUUGGUACUCAGUCAAAAAAAAGUCGCAUACAAGUAUUGUGGACCUUUCUCCAACGCCACGAGCCAGAUUCAAAUGACCUUCUAUCGGGUAUAAAGCUACAUUUGAGAUCAGAUCAAUCACCAGCGCCUGCGCGCGAAAAACCCCCGCCGAUCUUCUCUGGUUUUUGUUUCUCCCCAAUUGACCCUCAGCAAUCACAUGCAUGUCGGCCGGGGGCGAACACCUCAAGGAUGAGGGGUCGCGACGACAAGUCGUCCUCGCGGGCGGAAUCGCAGGCCUCUUCUCACGAUUCUGCAUCGCCCCCCUCGACGUCGUGAAAAUCCGCCUCCAACUGCAAAUCCACUCCCUCUCCGACCCAAUCUCCCACCAACAUGUCACCGGACCAGUGUACAAGGGCACUCUAUCGACGAUGAAGUCGAUCCUCCGCGAGGAAGGAAUCACAGGUCUCUGGAAAGGCAACGUCCCCGCGGAACUCCUCUACCUGGCCUACGGCAUCAUCCAAUUCAGCACCUACCGCACGACGACCCAAAUCCUCGCCACCGAACUACCCACUCGCCUACCCCCCUCAGCCGAAUCCUUCAUCUCCGGGGCUCUGGCCGGCGGCCUGGCCACCUUGUCCACCUACCCGCUGGAUCUGCUGCGCACGCGGUUCGCUGCCCAGGGCACGGAGCGCGUCUACACGUCGCUGCUGGCCUCGGUGCGGGAUAUUGCGCGCCAGGAGGGCCCGCGGGGGUUUUUCCGGGGCGGCAGCGCCGCGGUGGGCCAGGUGGUGCCGUACAUGGGGUUGUUCUUCGCGACGUAUGAGGCGCUGCGGCCCGUCGUGGCCACGCUGCCGCAGCAGGUGCCCUACCUGCCGGCGGGCAGUGGGGAUGCGGCGGCCGGCGUGAUGGCGAGCGUCUUGGCCAAGACGGCGAUGUUCCCGCUGGAUCUGGUGCGGAAGCGGUUGCAGGUGCAGGGCCCGACCCGGCUGUUGUACGUGCAUCGGAAUAUUCCGGAGUAUCGGGGGGUCUUCAGUACAAUGGCGAUGAUUGUGAGGACGCAGGGCGUUCGGGGCCUGUAUCGUGGACUGACGGUCAGUUUGUUCAAGGCGGCGCCGGCCAGUGCGGUGACCAUGUGGACGUAUGAGACUACGCUGCGCGUGCUUCAAGAUAUGGAGAUCGCUGCCGAUUGAGCGAGACUCUCUGGGUGGCAGCUAGUUGACUUGGAUUGUUGGGGCUCGGAUACACUAGACACGACACGCCAGCUCUUAGAAU
Aspergillus aculeatinus CBS 121060 is the source of this 1540-nucleotide messenger RNA. RefSeq names its product thiamine transporter TPC1. The record is from RefSeq and is a predicted model, not a curated record. Gene Ontology annotation, biological process: thiamine pyrophosphate transmembrane transport. The coding region runs from base 490 to 1458 and encodes 322 amino acids. Gene Ontology annotation, cellular component: mitochondrial inner membrane. Lineage: Eukaryota; Fungi; Ascomycota; Eurotiomycetes; Eurotiales; Aspergillaceae. The transcript is spliced from 4 exons. Gene Ontology annotation, molecular function: thiamine transmembrane transporter activity.